Molecule: messenger RNA, 2363 nt
Organism: Labrus mixtus (cuckoo wrasse)
Lineage: Eukaryota; Metazoa; Chordata; Actinopteri; Labriformes; Labridae
Product: septin-7
Exons: 13
Coding region: 122-1300 (392 amino acids)
Biological process (GO): cilium assembly; cytoskeleton-dependent cytokinesis
Cellular component (GO): microtubule cytoskeleton; septin complex; cell division site
Molecular function (GO): GTPase activity; molecular adaptor activity; GTP binding
Source: RefSeq, a predicted model, not a curated record
AUGAGCUCUGUUUAUUUUUGGUCCACAGCAACAGAAGAACCUGGAGGGCUACGUGGGUUUUGCAAAUCUUCCCAACCAAGUUUACAGAAAAUCUGUGAAGCGAGGUUUUGAGUUCACCCUCAUGGUUGUGGGGGAAUCCGGGCUCGGGAAGUCGACGUUGAUAAACUCACUCUUUCUGACAGACCUCUACUCCCCUGAAUAUCCGGGGCCUUCACACAGAAUUAAGAAAACCGUGCAGGUUGAACAGUCAAAGGUUCUGGUAAAGGAAGGAGGAGUCCACCUGCUGCUCACCAUCGUCGACACCCCCGGCUUCGGUGAUGCCGUUGACAAUAGUAACUGCUGGCAGCCAGUUAUCGACCACAUUGACAGCAAGUUUGAGGACUACCUCAACGCAGAGUCACGCGUCAACAGGCGACUAAUGCCGGACAGCAGAGUUCAAUGCUGUCUGUACUUCAUUGCCCCGUCUGGACAUGGGUUAAAACCGUUGGAUAUUGAGUUUAUGAAGAGGUUACAUGAGAAAGUAAACAUCAUCCCCCUCAUCGCCAAGGCCGACACAAUGACUCCUGAGGAGUGCCAACAAUUCAAAAAGCAGAUCAUGAAGGAAAUCCAGGAGCACAAAAUUAAAAUCUACGAAUUUCCCGAGACAGACGAUGAGGAGGAGAUGAAGAUGAUCAGAAAAAUCAAGGAUCGUUUACCCUUAGCCGUGGUCGGCAGUAACACCAUCAUCGAGGUCAACGGAAAGCGAGUGCGCGGCAGGCAGUACCCCUGGGGUGUGGCUGAAGUGGAAAACGGAGAGCACUGUGAUUUUACAAUCCUUCGGAACAUGCUCAUCAGGACCCACAUGCAGGACCUUAAGGAUGUAACAAACAACGUGCAUUAUGAAAAUUACCGAAGUAGGAAGCUUGCAGCGGUAACUUACAACGGCGUGGACAACAACAAGAACAAGGGACAGCUAACCAAAACCGAGACGACUGACGGAAUGAGUCCUCUGGCUCAGAUGGAGGAGGAGCGACGGGAGCAUGUGUCCAAGAUGAAUAAGAUGGAGCAGGAAAUGGAACAAGUCUUUGAGAUGAAGGUGAAAGAGAAGCUCCAGAAGCUCAGAGACUCAGAGGCUGAGCUCCAGAGGCGUCAUGAGCAAAUGAAAAAGAACCUGGAGGCCCAGCACAGAGAGCUGGAGGAGAAACGUCGCCACCACGAGGAGGAGAAGGCCAGCUGGGAGGCGCAGCAGAGGAUCCUCGAUCAGCAAAAGUUAGACGCCUCCAGGACUUUGGAAAAGAACAAAAAGAAGAAGAUCUUUUAACAACUUGUGAGGACCUUCUUGAUGUUCCAGUGUAUAAAUUGCCAACCUGCCACACACGACUGUUAGUACAUCUUGUCAGUAAAAUACAUUUGCUGUUUGACCACAUAACUGUGUAACAAUCAAGAGAAAAGCCAGGGGGCAGUAUCGUCUGGACUCUGAAUUAGAACAAUCACUCCCUGCUCAUAUUAAAUAAAGAACGUCUAUUUUUCUGAUUCAGUGCUAAUUGUAUUCUUAAAGUGUGUAAACCCAGAAAUCACGGCGAGGACAAACUGGAGGUCAGAGUUCAGUCAUUCUUUUCCUCAUUUCAUCUUCUUCUUUGGGAAUGAUGUUGCUGCACUGCUCAGUGCUGCAUCCUUUUAAAAUGCCAAAAAACAAAGAGGUCAGCCUUUCACUUCCUGCACUCCUGCAGAGAAAGCGUCAGGCUGCAGCUCACCUCAGGCACUGUUUUUAUAUAUAUAUAUGUGUGUAUCUUUCAGUUCAUUUAUUCAGGUUUCAUCUUUAAUUUCCUCCCAUGAUGUUACACUCCACCACCUCCUGUCAUGUAAAUUGUAUACCAUUGAACUGCAGUGUUUAACUUCAAUUGUGUGUAUACCGUUUUCUUACAUUUUGUUCAUUUCUUUCUUUUUGUAUCGGCCCUGGCAUUGAAAUUGUGUUCAUCUUGUUUCCAAUAUCACCGCUGGCUUUAUUCCAGCCCUGCUCUUGGAAACCAAACAUUUAUUCCUGACUUCACUCACACUGGGUGUAACGAUGCAAAGACACUGCACUCCAAGCAGUUGCUCUUGAAUUAAUUUGAACUCCUCCCCUUCCGGUUUUCUUUGAAAAUGUGUCGGAGAGAAUCGGCUCUUUCCCGGGGCGGGAUGUGGGAAGCUCGUGCUGGAUGCUGGUGGAUGAGAAAGCUGGAGCUGAGAAGCUUCAGUCAGACAGCGGUCAGCUUGAUAUCUGUACCGAGCUGGCUUUCUUUACGUCACAUCGAGCACUGAUGGUUUACUGCAUCUGUUUUGUAAUGUUUUGUUUUUAUUGUACAAAGUCACAUAAUAAAAUUGUGAUGGGGAAAAAAAAAACA